GUGAUUCUACAUACUCUUUGGUUUUGUUCGUUUUGACUUUUGGUUUUGUUUACUAUUACAUUACUUUACUUCACUAAAAAUUCGGCAAGAUAAUUGAUGAAGUUUUAUUAACAAAAUAUAGAAAGAAAAUGGAGCAUGUCUUAGAGAAACUUAAUAAACUACAGUUAGAUUGUUUGGAUGAAGAAUGGGUGCAAGCAAUUUUUUAUUCAGAAUUCAUGGAGUUUGGUGACUUGCCUGCUGACUAUGAAAGUGUAUUAGAAUCACUUGAGAUAAAAAAUACAUUUCGGAGUAUAAUGAAAGCAGUUAAUGCAUGGCUGAAAAGUAAUUCCGACGACCAGGAAAAAUCAUGGACGAACUUAUCGAAUCAACUAAAACAUCAAAACUUACUAGCCGUUUUAGCAUACUUUAUAGAUUAUGGCGGCAAAAAUGUUACUUCUAAAGAGCACAGAAACAAUGCUAUAUUUGCUUGUAGGGUAUACUACAAGUUACUCUCUAUUCCUGGUUAUAAGGCAUACCAUAUUUACCAUUCACAACUAUUCGCUCAUUCUCUAUUAUGCCUUAGUUAUCCUAAAUCUAUGUGUGACAAUGAAGAUAAUUAUUUUAACAGUAAGGAAUUGACCCACGAAGUCAAUUCUGUUAUAAAUGAGUUGGGUAACUAUGUCAGUGAUCUAAGGAGUAUUGUUCAUGACUUGCACCUGGGCCCCAAUGAUAUGAACUUUGAAGAUAUUUUGAGUAAUCUGGUUGAUAUAACUGGAGGUGCCAUUGUAAACAAACUUCACAUAGAUAAAAUCGAAUUGGGUAACAUUUCUAGAGUAAUAUAUGAAAUUAUUGACAUUCUUAUAUGUGAAGCGGAUGGUAACCCAAGUUCUACAGCUAUCAAAUUACUAUUCAAAUGUUUACUGCCCAAAUUCAUCGCUGCAUCUCUGGACACACGUAAUGUCAAUAACAUUGUCAGAGCGUCAUAUGUGACUUAUUCAGGUUUACUUCUCACUAAGUAUGGAAAAGCUGCCUUAUCAGGUUAUGUAGUGCUGUUGCAGCAUCUGUGCUACAAUUCAGAUGGACUUGAGAAGGCUGAAGUCCGCACUGCUCGAGUAUCCCUGGUGGUGGGUCUAAUGAGCUUAUUACCAAAGAAGUCAUAUAAAAAAAUUGUCAAAUGGUUGCUGACUUUAUCUACAACUGCCAAGAUUACACAUCGACAAAUUGCAUUGGAAAUGUUGUCAAAACUCCUCAAUAAUGAUCCUGAAGAACCUAAACCCAUGCAGCCUAAUGAAAAUGCUGCAAAGCCAAGAGAGGAAGCAACAGGUGAUGUGGAGAAUAACAAAAGUGAUCAAGUAACAGAAAAUCCACCUCUGACUGAAAACCAGGAUGGUGGAAAUAACGAUAAGCCACAACCAGGAACGUCUAACGCCGAAGUCUUGACUGAAGACGAAAGCAGUCAAGAGCUCCCACCUGCAAAUGAAAUUGAGGAUUUAACAGAGGAGGAUGUCGCGGGUCUAUUGCGUCAACGUGCGCACACCGUAGCGCAUGCAGAAGUUUUGCGUGCGGUGUAUGAAAGAGUGCACGACACCUCCAGCACGCUGCGUACGCGCGCCCUCAAUAUACUCACAGAGUGUCUCAACUCCGACUACCAGCCUAUGAAAGACGCUAUCAAGGAGCUGAAUGGCGACGGUGAGGUGUCUCGGCUUGCGGCGGUGGGCGCGAGCUGCGUGUGCGACGAGCGCGCGGUGGUGCGCAAGGCGGCCGUGGGCCUGCUGCACCGUCUGAUCCGAGCAGCCGCCGACAGCGGUAGAGCGCCGCCCGCCGCGGACUACGCGAUGCUGGUAGGGCUGUGCCGGGACGCGAGCAUCGUGGUGCGAGUGGCGGCCAUCGCGGCGCUGGGCGAGCUGGCCACGCGGCGGCCGAGCGACGAGGCUCUGGACGCGUUCCUUACCGGCCCCAUGCACCAACUGUCCGACCCGGAGUCGAAGAUUCAAGAGCAAGUUGUGACUCUCAUUGAAAACAUACUUAUAAACCGUAUUGAGAAACACGACGCACACAAAAUAGAAGAUCCAUUACCUUGGCUGUUCUUAACUGGUAUAACCCGGCAUAACAUGAAGAAGCAUUUACUGAAGGCUUGUGCAUUGCUUCAAAAGUCAUCUAGUUGUAUAAACCAUCGUUUAGUGGAUCUAUUGAGCACGCAUUUAGGCUCGAAGAGUGACGAGCGGGAUCUGCAAUGUUUAGUUCUACUGGCGAGCGUGUCACGGCACAUCAAGUACUCCGACGUUCGCUUCCUGCUGGACUACUAUUACAACUUGGUGGACAGUGAGGGACGCGAUGCGCGAUUGCUGCCGCUAACGCUAGAGCUGUUGGGCGUAUGGUCGUGCAGCCUCGGCGACACGGAGCGACGCACCCUGCGCGAACACUUGGUGGCCAGACUCGCGGCCGCUGUCGAUGACGGAUGCAGGACGACUUGUGCGUCGCUCGCAGCCCAACUUGAUCCGGACAAUUUGCAGUGGGCUACUGAGCUGAUGCAGUUAUCGGAGCGGCGCGCGGUGAACGGCGGCUCGGUGUCAGAGUGGGUGCGCGCGGCCGACGUGUCGCUGGUGGCGCCCGCGCCGCCCUCGCCGCAGCUGCUGCGCCUGUUCCUCGCGGCGCUCGCCGACCCGCCACAGGAAUGGACGGACAUCGAGCGCGGCGAGUGCGUGGCGGGCGCAGGUCGCCUGUGCGUGCGGUCGCGCGAGGCGGCCUCGCUGCUCGCGCCGCCCUUCGCCGCGCUGCUGCGCGACGCGAGCGCGCCGCUCUGCGCGCGACACAAUGCUCUGCUCGCACUCACCGACAUCUGUACCAGAUACUCGUGCAUUAUGGAGCCGCUUCUGGAGUCGGUGUGCGGUUGUCUCGACACGUCCACCGCGGCGCCUCUGCGGCGAGUGGCGGCGCGCUCGCUCACGACGCUGCUACUCGCUGGAUACCUGCGCUUGAGAACACCACUGUACUAUAAGUAUUGCGCGCUCCUGGCGGACGAGGACCACGACGUGCGCGAGCCGGCGGAGUACUACGUGUCGUGUUGCCUUACCGUGGACGCGAUCUACCACCACUUCGUGGACUGCGUGCUGCACUACAACCAGGAUACAGAGAGCAUAUCGUUCGACGCGCGGCAACUGGUGUACGACGUGAUGCUGCAGCGGCUGUCGGCCGUGCAGAAGCUCAACGUGCAGUGCCGGCUGGCGCGCGAGGUGCUGCAGCACGCGGCCGACACGUGCGACGAGGGCGACGACAUCCCCGCGCCGCUCAACGCGGCGCUGCUCGACGCCAUCACGCUGCUGUGCGGCCCGAGGAUGAAGCUGCCCAAAAAAGCUGACAAAGGAGGAGAUGCUGAUAUAGACGAUUUACACGAAAGAGUCACCACCAACAUUGUAUCUCAUAAAAUGAAGCGCACGGUAGCCGAGGUGCUGGUGCCGGCGGUGCUGCGCCUGUACGCGCACAUGCGCCCGCGCGGCGGACAGCUCGCCACCUACCUCGUGCGCAUCGCCACCGACCUGCUCAAUGACUACCGACACGAGAUCGAGGAGCUCAUCGAGAACGACGAGGAGCUGGUGGAGCGCGUGCGGCAGUUCCAGGAGACGAUCGGCCUGGAGGCGUCGUUCGGCAACGCGCGCAACCUGGUCACCGCGUCCGGCCCGCCCGAGCCCGACACGCCGCGCGCGCCGCGCAAGCGCCCCGCCGCGCGCCAGCCCGCGCCCACGCCGCGCAAGCGCGCGCUGCGGAUAUGAACACUACCGCCCACCGAUGUGACGCCAAGGGACAUUUCAUGUCAAAUAAUAUGGUGUAUUGCACUUUAUAUAUUGUGUAUUUAAUAAGUUAGUUAAUAAUAUUAUGGUAAUGUAAAUAAAUUAUGUGAUGUA
This is a messenger RNA of Maniola jurtina (meadow brown), 3881 nucleotides long. RefSeq names its product condensin-2 complex subunit D3-like. Gene Ontology annotation, molecular function: histone binding. The transcript has 21 exons. Lineage: Eukaryota; Metazoa; Arthropoda; Insecta; Lepidoptera; Nymphalidae. Gene Ontology annotation, biological process: meiotic chromosome condensation; mitotic chromosome condensation. The record is from RefSeq and is a predicted model, not a curated record. Gene Ontology annotation, cellular component: condensed chromosome, centromeric region. Bases 129 to 3749 code for a protein of 1206 amino acids.